AUGUCUAUUAACUCUCCGAGGGGUUCAGAAGAGAACCCAAAAACACAACCCAAGCAGCAAGCACCUCUGCACUCACAAACCAACAAGAUGUGCACCAAAAAGCAAUACCACUUCGUGGUCUGCGGCCACACCGAAUGGUGCGAGUCUCAGUGCCAGACCAAGAUGAAGCGCACCUUGAUGAACCCCAAGGACGAAGAAUACCCGCCGCCUUGCAUCCCCGUCACGGAGGUGACCGACCCCAUCAGACUGGCAGGCAAAUGCAGCACUUGCCGUCCCAGAAUUCGCGGUCCCCGCAGUGCUUUCGGCACUACCAGUGCUACCAGUACUUCUGGUGCUUGA
Messenger RNA from Neurospora crassa OR74A, 339 nucleotides. RefSeq lists its product as hypothetical. NCBI's taxonomy places the organism in Eukaryota, Fungi, Ascomycota, Sordariomycetes, Sordariales, Sordariaceae. The record is from RefSeq and is a predicted model, not a curated record. The transcript has 2 exons. The coding region runs from base 1 to 339 and encodes 112 amino acids.